Messenger RNA from Cucumis melo (muskmelon), 3087 nucleotides. RefSeq lists its product as uncharacterized. NCBI's taxonomy places the organism in Eukaryota, Viridiplantae, Streptophyta, Magnoliopsida, Cucurbitales, Cucurbitaceae. The transcript is spliced from 10 exons. Gene Ontology annotation, biological process: signal transduction. Bases 275 to 3031 code for a protein of 918 amino acids. The record is from RefSeq and is a predicted model, not a curated record.
AUAUUUCAAAAUUUACAAACGCCAAAAAGAUCUGGAACACUCUAGAACAAAAUGGCGCGAUCCAAAUCCAAAUCCAAAUCCAAAUCCAAAUCCAUCAUUAUUUUCCUUUUUCCUACAAAGUAGCUUUUUUGAUAUUCCUAAUUGCCACAAAUCAUCUCUCUGUUUCAACUACCAAUUCAACUCCUUCAAUUCGAAAUCCGUUGCUGAAUCUCUGAGAUCGAACCUUCAUCAAUUCCAACUUUCCUAGUCGUUUAAGUUGGUGAAUUUUUGUUCCAUGGCUGUGGGACUGGAGGAGGAGUCGGAGUCGGAGAGGAAGGGCGGAGUUGCGCUCUUUUUUCCAGCAAAUGACGACGACACUUCGUCCGCAUCGUCUUCUACACCUCCUAAGCUUCCCCCCAGGCUUCGCCGUCGCCUAAUGGAAUCUAAGGCGGCGCCGUCUACUGCUGAGGAGAUUGAAGCAAAGCUCCACAAGGCUGAUCUCCGUCGUCAGGCCAAGAGGCAAAGAGCUGGGUAUUUGAUGGAGAGAAGAAGAACAUAUGAUAUUGUUCGUGCUAAUAUGAAAGGGAUGGCUAAGCAGGAGCCAUCGGCAAUUAUAGCAAGAUUCUGGAGGAGUUUUGUGCAAACGAGAAAAACUACUUUUGCUUUGGCAAAAGCAUUUCAAGAAUUAGAUAUUACAGCAGAAUUUGUGAAGUCAAUGGAAUUUGAGCAGCUUGCUUCUAAGAUCAAUGCAACUCCAACCAUACAAACUGUAAGGGCUUUACUUGUUCGCAUAGAAAGUCGAUUUACGAUCUUGAAAACAACUUCUGGAAACAAAUUAAGCAUUGAGAAGGUAGAUCACCUUCUCAAGCGUGUUGGACUGCAUGGCAGAAGCCGCAAUCAAGUAAGCAAGACAAGUAGGUCAGAGACUGCUGGCUCAAGGAAAGCUGCAAAUAUUGCCUCUAAAUUAUCUAGAUACCCUGCAAAAGUAGUGCUUUUUGCUUACAUGAUACUGGGGCAUCCAGAGACAGUUUUUAUUGGGAAGAGUGAGGUUGAAAAUGCGCUGCUGGAGUCUGCAUCAAAUUUUGUUCAGGAAUUUGAGUUGUUGAUUAAAAUUAUAUUAGAGGGUCCCUUACAAACCUUUCAUGAGGAGCAAUCUUCCACACCACCUUCGUUUAGAUCCCAGUUGGAGAUAUUUGACAAAAGAUGGUGCUCUUACCUUCAUCACUUUGUGGUGUGGAAAGACAAGGAUUCUAUAUUUUUUGAGGAGAAUAUGAAGGGUGUUGCACACCAGUUGGAGCUUUUUAUGGCGCAAACUUCUAAGCUGAGACUGGAAGGUGAUAAUGGUAAUAAGCCACAUGAUGCACAGGUCAACUCAGAGCUGAAGAUAAUGAGAGAGAAGUUGCAACAACUUGGGAGUUUAGAAAAACCUUUAUCUGUUGCAGGGUCAAGCUCCUCGGGAUUGGAUACUGAAUAUACUACAGGGUUCCAACAAGCAGAAAGUUCUAAGUCAGUGCAACAUACAAGCUCCAGUGAAAUGCUAGUCACUGAGAAUGAGUUAGUUGCAAAUGAGAUUGUCCAUGAUUAUCACCAUUUCCCUACAGUCACCUCCAAUGCUCCAACUGAAGCUGAAACCAGUUUUAAGGCAAAAUUGAAAAAGACGAUGGAAAAAGCAUUUUGGGAUGGCAUCAUGGAAUCUAUGGAAGAAGAUGAGCCUGAUUUCAGCUGGGUUAUCAAGGUCCUGAAAGAGGUCAGGGAUGAAUUGUGUGAGAUGUCUCCGCCAUCGUGGUGUUCAGAGAUUGCUGAGAAAAUUGAUAUCGAGAUUCUAGCGCAGAUUCUAAAUUCAGGGACUCUAGAUGUGGACUAUUUCAAACAACUUCUGGACUUUAGUGUAGUCACUCUGCAAAAACUUUCCGCUCCAGCUAAAGAGAAAGAGAUGAAAGCAAGUUACCAGAAGCUGAUGGAAGAGCUAGGAGAAGUCUCCUUUUCUGGAGAGAACUUGAAGCGUUCAUUUGCUCUCUUGAUGGUCAGAGGUUUACGCUUUGUUCUACAUCAGAUUCAGGAUCUAAAAGAAGAAAUAGCAAAUGCACAUUUAAGGAUGGUGGAACCGCUCAUCAAGGGCCCUGCUGGUUUGGAGUAUCUAAGAAGUUCAUUUUCUAAGCGAUGUGGAUAUCCUACCGGUGCACCUACCUCUUUACCCCUCACAAGGCAAUGGCUUUCAUCUGUUUGGCCGGAUGUGGAGCUGGAAUGGAAAGAAUACACUGAUUCUGUGGCUGCUGCUAUGUCAAGAAAUGCAGGAGUUCAGCCAGAGAUCCUGCCUUCUACCAUACGAACUGGUGGAAGCAGUCUGAUUCCAUCAAAGAACAGCUCGACGUCAGGAACAAGUAUCCAUGGCAAAGAACAGCCAGAGUGCAAGGGGGAGAGACUUGAUUUAUUAAUUAGGCUCGGGCUGCUGAAAUUAGUAAAUCAAAUAACAGGACUCAGUGGUGAUACUCUGCCAGAGACUCUUAACCUUAAUCUCGCAAGGCUCCGGAUGGUUCAGUCUCGACUACAAAGGAUUAUCGUCAUUUCUACCAGCUUGUUGGUCAUGCGCCAAAUUCUUCUCAACGAGAGAUUGGUAUCCAACCUGAGUGAAGUCGACAAUAUAUUAUCGGCAUGUGCCAAACGUCUCUGCAUCCUCCUAGACAAUGUAGAAAACGCAGGAAUAGAGGAGAUUGUUGAAGCCCUCGGUUGUGUAUUAGUUGAUCGCAUUUCAGACCCUGAAAAACUCCAAGCAAGAAAGCAGAUCAUAGCAAAUAUGUUGAUAAAAAGCUUACAAGAAGGCGAUGUCAUAUACACUCGGGUUUCACGGAACAUUUAUCUGGCCAUGCGGGGUGUUGUGCUAGGAGGAAGUGGCCGAAAGGGAAGGCAACAGGCAGAGGCGGCUCUUGUGCCUAUAGGAGCCGGAGCUCUUACGAAAAAGGUGGUUGAAGCAGCAGAAGUUCUAGUUGUGAUGGCUGUUGUGUCUGUAAAUGUUCAUGGAGAUUGGUAUAGGGAAUUGAUUAAAAAGUGGUGAGAUUCCUUUUUUUUUUUUUUUUCUUUUUUAAUUUGUGAAAUAGAAAUAGUUUGUCA